Molecule: messenger RNA, 2820 nt
Organism: Cladocopium goreaui
Lineage: Eukaryota; Dinophyceae; Suessiales; Symbiodiniaceae
Source: the annotation of a GenBank genome assembly
AUGUCUGCUGGAAAGUUGGGAGAUGAGUCAGACCUUCGGCAGUUUGAAGGUGCUAUGAAGAAUUGGCUCUACUCUGUGAGACUUUGCCCUGUAGGUGUUCCUUCUCACAUCCUUGUUUGUGAAGCUUCGUUGCUGGAUUGCUCACUGGGCAAGUUGCACGUUGCUUACAUUGAUUGCUUGGCUUCAACAGAAGCAUCUCAAGCACAGUCUUCUGUUCCACCUAUUGUGCUUGAGCAUGCUCGCUUUGAAACAUAUGCGACAGGGGUCAGCUGCUUUCAGAGUGACAAAGGUGAGUCCAAUGCGGAGUCAUUGCGCCUCAAAGCAUUGGAUGCAGCACUUGCUAACCAUGGCCUGACACGGCAAUCUGCUCAGCAAUUGCAACACGCUACCUAUGCUCGCAGGAAUGAUCACGGGUGGCGUACGCCUGGGGAAAGCAAAGAUGGACAGGUAGAAGCAGAUGCGACAAUGCUGCGGAUCCAUGAGCUCUUAGACAAGCUGAAAACAAGGCGGCUUACCACAGACCCUGUGCCCCAAUUAGCUCGGCGGUUGGGGCGAUUGGGACGGUCAGAGCCAGGAAUGAACAGGCAAAUUGUUCGGCUGCUGCAAAAAGUCAAAAAACGCAGAAAGCAGCUUUCUCUCCAAAAUGGCCUCAACAGUCAGACGCAUGAGGAGAUUGUGGAUGAACUUGAGCAGGCAUUUGAAGAACAACACCGCGCGACAGGAUUAGAGCCCCUGCCUGAAAUCGAGACCGAGCUGCGGCAUUUGUUGCACAAGCAAUCUCAGUUGCAUGCCCCAAAGAUCCCACUUCCAAUGGGCAAACGCCUGAAUGGUGUUUGCCUACACUCAUCUGGGCACGUUGAGUUUAUGAUUGAGGACGUUCACGGAGGUCUUCCUGCCGCUCUUUUCAGUGAGAUCUUCAAGGAGGUGUUCAAUUUGCCUCAGGAGACCUUGGAAGGACCACUGUUCUUUAGCCUUGACCAGCCUACUUUUCAAGAAGAUUGUGGGCCUAUUCGGCAUCAUGCUCUGCAGCAGCAGAGACAUUGUUUUGGAACGGGUGCAGUUGAAACAGUGCGCUUGCUGCACCAUUGUGACUACACCAUGAAGGAGCUCAGCAUGGGGGUGGAAGUGAACGCAUUGACGUUUGAGUGUCGACCUGCAGACGGCUUGCAUUGUCGACUGCCGCAAUAUUUGGUCGACCUUCUGAAGCCAAUCCAUGCUAGGAACCAGACUUCCAGGAGAGCCUUGCAUCGUCUUUGGUUUGAAUCUGGUGAUGUGCGGUUUCAAAGAAUUCAGGGUGAUGUUGAAGAAGUCUUCCUGGACACGCCUGUCAUCAGUGUCCGCGCUCAUCCCCUUGAUUUUGAUGAGAAAGGAAAUCACCAAGACACUUUGGAAGAUGCCCCUCCAGAAUGCGAAGCCUCCCAAUUUGCUCGCGCCAUGACUCUGUGCAUGAGCAAUCUGACACAGUACUUUCCUGAAUUUGGUUGGCUGGCAGAAAUUCCAAAAAUGCAACGUGUUGCUCGAGAGCUCCUGCAGCACCGUAGGUUGCAGGCAUUGCGCGAACAAAUCCCAGAGUGGCCUCACAAAGUCGAAGCAAGGGCUGAGAUUUUGGAGAAUUUGUGUGCUCAGAACCCUCAUGCGACCAGACGAGAGAUUGAAGCUCAUCAUGUCUUUCACGAUGCGAUUAGAGAUGCACCUUCUAGAGCUCGAAAGCGCGAUGAACACACCAUCAAUCAGUUGGUCGAAAUGUUCUCUCGCGACCUGCACGCAAGUUCUCAGGGAUUGAGGAGUGCCAUCAGAGAGUGGCUGGAUGGAGGCUUCACUAGCACGUUGUCCGAAAUGGUUUUGCAAGGUGUGCGUAUACCUCUGGAUGUCUUUGAAAAGGAAAUUUCGAGUUUGGGCUCUUUGGGCGCAGCGACUAUGCCAAGCAACGGAACAGUUGCUGCAUGCUUAGUUCCUGCUGCCGUAUCAAUCAGAGACCAAGUAGAUGGUGCACAGUUUGUGUAUGGAGGGGUCGACUUGGGAUCGCGCUUUGUGGAGAGCCAGUUUGGCGGAGAUUGGCUGCGAAGCAGUCGAAGCAGCAGCUAUCCACCAUCGACAUGUUCAAAUUGGGGCGUGGGUGCUUUCUGGGGCCCUGCAAUGGCUGAUUUGGCGGCGACGAACCCCCUAUCUUACGCAGAGCUUCUUCAAGCAGACCCCAAGCUGGCAAAGUCUUUUCGCUACCGUGGUGGCUACAAGCCUUCGCAUGAAGCAGAGAAGUUGUAUUUGAAGGUGCCUUCCACGGUUCGUGCAGCAGGGACGGAUGAGAUCAAACAUUACUUGUCCACCAGAGACGCGUCGCACAUUGAAGCCAAAGCUCAAGGAGGCCCUAACACCGCAGAGAACAUGGUUUUUGAAGACAGCCAGUUGAACAGAGGUCGCAACUAUGACCACAAGGCGGGCCGCCGAGACACACCUCACAUGACCCCAGAAGAAUUAGAAGCGGUCAAUGCUGCAAAUAGGAGCUUGCAACUCAAGAAUGCAGCUAGAUUUGCAGCAGCUUUGGAAGGUAGCUUGGCUUUUUUGGAAGAGAGCGUCAAUUAUCGGAAAGGGGAGAUAAGUGCCACAGAGUGCGCGCAGCGAGUCGUCACAAAAGCUGCAACCACAGGCGCUGUUGCUGGUGCCACAACUGGUCUGUGCACUUUUGCAGCUGCUCUCUCACCUGCAGCUGCUGCCGUCAUACCUGUGGUGUUUGCUCCUCUCAUUGUCUUUGCGGCAUUUACAAUCUUCACCCGUGCCAAGAAAGCCAUCCAAGAGCACAGGUCAAUCAGCAACGACAAGUAA